AUGGUUGCGCCGGCAGUCCCAGAACUCAUGGAAGAGAUCCUCCAUGAAUCCACCGACGCGCGAACCGAAGUACUGGCUGCCCUAAGGGAAUUGGGUCCACCUGAUUUGGUGCAAUUGAUCAAGCAAGCUCCACGGAAUCCAGGAAAACAGACUGGAGUCUACCAUCAUGUUACGGGUGUCGAUGCAUCGUCUUCAGCAAGUCUGGCCGCAUACAUCAACACACUCACAUACAGAGAGAGUCACCAAUCGAGCACAAAGAUUGUGGAAGGGAUCUACUGCUGCUACAAUGCGUUCUCGAGACUCGAUAUGCGCGUCCACGUUACGAUACCCGGAACAGUUGACAGCUAUUGUAUAGACGAAAGAGGAGAGAAGAGGGUGGCCUCGGAUGAGUUAUGGCUCGAGACAUACCUCUGCAGUGUGCUGAGAGCAUACUCAUACGCGGAUGACGGAAGUGGAGAGACGAUCAGGAAAAUCAUGGGAGUACGGAGGUUCAAUCCAGUCACUAAUACCGAGACUGAACACCGAUUUCUACAAGCGGCGGAGCACCUGUUUUUCAGAGGCUGGCAACUCGGGUCAGAUUCCGUUGUCCAGGUACCGAACAAUGUCUCUAACCACCUGACGUCCGGUCUCCUGAAAUACUUCCAUACCACCGGUAGAUAUGCGUCUGGGAUAAACCUCUUCGAGAAGCUGCGAACGCGCAAUGUGGAGGUGUCGUCUCUGUUGGCAAAAGUCCUGCUCAUGGGCAACGAGGAGGUACAGGCAGUGCGGGUUCUUCACGAUUCCGUCAAGCAAUCGCCAAUGGACUACGUGAUGCUCGAUACGCAAGCAGAGUUUUUGUUGGGCAAGGCACUGAACCCCAAUGCGCCAGAUUUGAAGCAAGACCGAUUACGGAUGGCUCUCGGCUGCGCAGACAGAAGCACUGUUGCAGCACCAAGCGAGUUCGGUACAUGGGCCAGACUGGCAGAAGUAUAUGUUGCUAUGGAGGACUGGGAGAAUGCCUUGACAACCCUCAACUCAUGCCCGAUGUUCACAUACCAGGAUAAGGACGCCCCGGUCAUGCCAGAACCCAAGGAAAUCCACCUUCCAACUCUCCCCGAAACUCGGUUAGAUGAGAUAGACAGCGAGCCAGAAUCCAAGUACCAAGAGUCAGUCCACCCCAGUUUGUUAAGCUUACGUGCUUCUCAAUACAGAGGAACGUUCAAGCAGGCCUACAGCAUCUUGACCGAAAUGACGGCAAAAAUUGGGUGGGACCAGCUGUUGAGGAUCCGGAGUAACGUGUUCGUGAUGGAGGAAGAAUAUCGCAGUGAAAAGCAACCAACCCAAGGUGAACUUACCCAACGAAAUGCUAGCACCGACGUACUGAGAGGAAGUCCAGGUCCUCCCAUCAACGGCGAUGAUCAAAGCGAUGAUGAGAAGAGUGUGAACGGAGAGUCCACUGCACCAACCUUGGUAGCAGAGAACGGCGUGCUUGGUCCAGCCGCAGAUAGGACAGUCGAGAAGCCCUCGCAUACCGUUACUCCGGAGGAAGCUAAGGGUGGUAUCGAGGAUGCUGAGGCUACAGAGGAGCAACUCUCACGUUUCAACAACAAGCGUCUCUGUGAACGUUGGUUAGACAGCCUGUUCAUGGUCCUCUACGAAGACCUCCGUAUCUAUACUAUCUGGCGCACCGAAAUGGCUCAAUAUCGUGCCCAACAGAUGCAGUACAAAAAAUCUGCAGAAGAAUGGGAGAUUCUCGGAGCCCUCGCCGACCGUCUGCACCACCAAGCUGAAGCUGUUGAAGCGUACGGAGCAUGUCUCUCCAUCCGUUUCUCGCCCAAGGCACUCAGUGGUAUCCUUGGCGACUUCGAGAAGGAGAAGAACACGAGAGAGACGAUCGCUUCUGUUAUCCGCCUCGUUACGUGGCAGUACAGAUGGUAUUCCGAGUUCAGUCCUGACUUGCUGUACACAAUCCGCACUUUGAUUGAGGAUGAGGGUGCGGUUAAGGUUAGGAGUAUCAUCCAGGCGACGAGCUUGCCCCAAAAUGUGUUGGAUUUGACGCAUCACUAUGCUGCUCUGUGUGCUGCUUUCAGAAGCUCGGGUACUGAGGGUUAG
Molecule: messenger RNA, 2091 nt
Organism: Drepanopeziza brunnea f. sp. 'multigermtubi' MB_m1
Lineage: Eukaryota; Fungi; Ascomycota; Leotiomycetes; Helotiales; Drepanopezizaceae
Source: RefSeq, a predicted model, not a curated record